Rana temporaria (common frog) is the source of this 3104-nucleotide messenger RNA. RefSeq names its product histone-lysine N-methyltransferase KMT5C-like. Gene Ontology annotation, molecular function: protein binding; histone H4K20 methyltransferase activity. The transcript is spliced from 9 exons. Gene Ontology annotation, cellular component: nucleus. The record is from RefSeq and is a predicted model, not a curated record. NCBI's taxonomy places the organism in Eukaryota, Metazoa, Chordata, Amphibia, Anura, Ranidae. The coding region runs from base 135 to 2528 and encodes 797 amino acids.
ACGCGCUAAUAGAGAGAAAAAAGAAGAGGCGGGGGCAGCGGAAGAGGGCGGAAGCGGGUCGGUAAAUUACGGGUGGAGGAGUGUGGAGAAACGCUGAGGUUCGGUAAUAACAGCAUGAUACACAAUCCAAUACUAUGGGUUCCAACCGAGUGACUGCAAGAGAACUCUGUGAGAAUGAUGACUUGGCAACCAGCUUGGUGCUUGAUCCUUUAGUGGGAUUCCGAACACACAAAAUGAAUGUCGGUCCACUGCCUUCUAUAAGGAGACAGCAUCAUUUGAGAGAGGCACUGCACACAUUCCGUAAGAAGCGAGACCUGGAGGCAGCAUUCCGUGCUCUUAUAACAGGGGCUAAUCAUUACCUCAAAAACCAAAUCACACAGCAGGAAGCUACACUGAAGGCACAUAUAUUCCGGUACCUGCGGAUGUUCCUGCCAGAGAGUGGCUUCAUGAUUCGGUCUUGCAAUCGAUACUCUAUGGAAGCCAAUGGAGCCAAAGUAGUUGCUACAAAACCUUGGGUAAAGAAUGAGAAAAUUGCUCUGCUUGUUGGCUGCAUAGCGGAGUUAACCAAAGCUGAUGAAAGCCUCCUUCGCUUUGGUGAGAAUGACUUCAGUGUUAUGUACUCCACCAGGAAGAAGUGUGCACAGCUUUGGCUGGGGCCGGCUGCUUUUAUUAAUCAUGACUGUCGGCCCAACUGCAAGUUUGUUCCUUCAGAUGGAAAUGCAGCUUGUGUAAAAGUUCUCAGGGACAUUAAGCCAGACGAUGAAAUUACCUGCUUCUACGGAGACAGUUUUUUCGGAGAAAAGAAUGAGUGCUGCGAGUGCUGCACUUGUGAAAGAAAAGGGGAGGGAGCAUUCAGACUGCUGAAGAAAGAUCCCAGUGAAUCUACCUCAUCAGAGAAAUACCAGCUCAGAGAAACUGAUGGUCGCCUGCAAAGGUUGCAGGGUCAAAGCGACAAACAAACCCAGCAUGGCAAUAAACGAAAACGUGUUUCAGGUUCAAGAUGUAGAUCAUCGCCAAGCCUCAAAAAGAGCCCUGUAAAUAGCAAGAAUAGCAUUUUUCUGUCACGUCUCAGGUCGCCAUUUUCAUCUCCAUAUUCCCGCUCUUGCCAUAGAGCUCAGCGCUCCCCUAUUAACAGGUCACAAAUGCCAGUAAAGUUUGUAUUGCCUCCUGGAACCAUCAUAAGAGACAUACGCAUAAACCUGCACAAUCCCAAAUGUAGUCGGUACUCUUCAGCUGCAGGAACACCUAGUGAAGUCCAUGGCUGCAAAUUGAGCAAAGAGCCUGUGGUGAGACUUAGCCGGCAAAAUGUAAGUCCUGAUAAGCUAAGCUUUUACCAAGCUGUUGAUCGAGCCCUGCACAAUUCAUCUCGAACAUCUCUACAAGGCAAAACGAAUGCUCUGGAGAAAAACGCCAAAGAUCAUACUUUGAAUUGUGCACUUUUUAAUGAACCUAAUGUGGUGGAGGAGCAUUUGGAUCUUGAAUACCUCUCAGCCACUACCAGCUGCUGUAGAGAUGAACUGGAUGUAGAUGUCUAUGAAAAUCAAAACUGUGUAUCUGAUUCCAUUUCAAACUCUGACAGACUGAGCACAAAUGGCACCGAUAUCUCCAUGGUUCAACCAGAGUUUGAUAUUCUUGCUUCUCCUUCAAACUCGAAUAGAUUAUGUUCGGCUGUUGUAUCACAAAUGCAGGACGAUAACUUUCCACCAGCUGCAUCCUUACCUGAAAACACUGUGAACCUAAACAAUUCAAGCUUCAAAUUAUUUUCAGAUUCUGUGUCGCUUAAACAGCUUGGUUUAACACAUUAUGUCACAGUCAACUUGAGCAAAUCAAGAGUUUCCGGUGCUGAAUAUUCAAAUACACCAAGCUUUUUCCAUUCCGAUGUCAGAAAGCAUAAGCGUAAUCGCAAUCAAAAGCCAUUUACUGGAUUUUCACAUGAUCAGAUAGUUACAAAAAAUGCUAAUGAAAGUCCGGUCAUUGCUGAAAACGGCUCCUUAACAGAACCAGCUGAUAUAAAUGUGAAACCUAGGACAGGGACAUGCACAAAUGAAGUCUUCUCUUUACAAUCCACACCUACAAUGUUUAAAGUUCCAAACAAGCGAAGAAAGACCACUUUUCAUAAAAAGAGGCGGACAACCCAUCUAGACUUUAAUGGGCUCAUUAAAGUGACAGGCAAACAUAGAAUAAGCAGACCUGAAAGACGUCACUCUGCUCCUCAUGCACUACUCAGUAUCGAAAUGCAGUCUGAUCCCAAGUUAUCGUUAAAGCCAUACGUAGAACUCGGUUUAAACAACAAUCUCAAAAGAAAAGUCUCUGUUUCAGAAGCACAAACAUGUCCUGUGCCAUUAACGGAGGGAGCUGCUGACAAGAGCAUGUUCAUCUCAUCACAGUCUGAGCUUUUGGCUAAUGGUAACAAGAGAAAAAAUGUGACCUUUAGUCCUUUUACACCUUCCAAAAGACUGCGUCUUGUUGUUAAUAAUGGUUCUAUAGAUCUGGACAUUGCAUCCUCUGCUAGCGAUGAGUCCAACUGAAAAGCCCAAACCCAAUGUCAUUCCAUUUUUUUUUUGUCAGUGAUUCCAAAGUUUAGAUGAAGAAACUGCAGGAUUUACAGUUUUUUGCCAGGUCAAACAUUUUGACUGCGGGUGCUGUUUGGUUUUAUAUAUUUUUCAAUGACUUAAUCAUCCCCUCCCAAGUUCCUACUUUUGAAUUGACACACCAGUUUGCCUUAGUCUCUAAAGCAGGUUGACAUCCAAUUUUAUGUAGUGUCUUCAUCCUCCUAUUUUUAAAAAGUAACAAAACCUGAUGGACAUCAUUACACACAUGCUUUGUCCCGGUUUUGAUUCUCACUCCCAUUAGUUAGCUUUUGUGUUAUCAUGGGUUGUUAAUCUUUAUGGUGCUAUGUCUAUUAUCUAAAAGGUAAUCCCUUUUAGAAUUGGAGACUUCUUGCCACUAAACAUUGCUUUAUAUGUAAUGGCAAAGUUUCUGUAUUGUAUGAUCUGUAUUGUUUGCAUCUUUUUGUUGUAAAAAAAAAAAAAAAAAAAUACACAGAAAACUGACUGUACUAAAUGUGGUACCAGCCGGAUUAAAACUCUUUAUACAAGUUCCAA